Messenger RNA from Exophiala xenobiotica, 462 nucleotides. RefSeq lists its product as uncharacterized. Lineage: Eukaryota; Fungi; Ascomycota; Eurotiomycetes; Chaetothyriales; Herpotrichiellaceae. The transcript has 2 exons. The record is from RefSeq and is a predicted model, not a curated record. Bases 1 to 462 code for a protein of 153 amino acids.
AUGGCAACAUUGGCAGGUCUCUUCGAUUUUGGAGAGAUGUAUAGACGUCUCUACGACUUCAGCAUCGCUGACGGCGCCCUUGACUAUCAAAUCACGGUUGAAGAGUUCAUGGCUUCGCUUGCAGCGAGUGUGGUGCUUGAAUUCUGUUUCUCCCAGUAUGUGAAGCAAUGCUUCAACAGCAUCCUGCUACCGGAACAACCGACUGAUAAACAAUUCAGAGACUACAACACGGAACAAGACACUAUUCUCAAUGGUAUCCUGCGAACUCUGAAGCACAAGCGACGUCCGAUUCCCCACAAUGAUCCCACGAUGGCUGUGGAGAAAGGCGUAUUGAGGAAGAGACACCGUGAUGCCAUCGAAUAUCUCGAGACUUGCGGACGUGGAUUGGCGGGUGCGACAAAUCAGGAAGCUCAAACCGGGGAGAGUGUCGUUCGGAAUCUGCUCGAAGUCUUGGAAGACUGA